AUGUGGACUCGUUCCUUCUUUUAUGUUCUAAUAGAUCAUUAUUAUCAUCGUUUUCAAGACCUUUUUAUCCGCAGCCUUUCAGCUUUAGGUAUUGAUGUUACUGCUCUUGAUAUACGAUUUGUAGACGACAAUUGGGAGAGCCCGGUUCUUGGUGCCUGGGGUUUAGGAUGGGAAAUCUGGAUGGAUGGAAUGGAGAUUACUCAGUUUACCUACUUUCAGCAGGCUGGAAGUCUCCAGUUAUCAUUAGUAUCGGUAGAAAUAACUUAUGGCCUGGAGCGUAUAUUUAAAAAUGUUACUGCAGGUCAGUUGACUGAUUUUCUUUUAGAGUAA
This is a messenger RNA of Lathyrus sativus (Indian pea), 330 nucleotides long. The record is from the annotation of a GenBank genome assembly. Lineage: Eukaryota; Viridiplantae; Streptophyta; Magnoliopsida; Fabales; Fabaceae.